This is a messenger RNA of Spodoptera frugiperda (fall armyworm), 9890 nucleotides long. It is a transcript of the gene RhoGAPp190, whose product is annotated as rho GTPase-activating protein 190. The record is from RefSeq and is a predicted model, not a curated record. NCBI's taxonomy places the organism in Eukaryota, Metazoa, Arthropoda, Insecta, Lepidoptera, Noctuidae. Gene Ontology annotation, biological process: signal transduction. Bases 258 to 5060 code for a protein of 1600 amino acids. The transcript is spliced from 40 exons.
CAGUAUUGUAGUACAAAGCAAAGCGAGUUGUGUCAAGAAUUACUGCGUUUUUUACGAAAAAUAAUCUCAAAUUACAGUAGGAAAAUGUAGAAUUCAUUGUUCACGUAAUGUUAAUUAAUGAUUUUUAAACAUUAAAUGUACAUAUUAAUUAGUUGUGUGUUUAUAAGCGAACAGUCUGCUUAGUGUUGUGAUGUGUGUAUCAAGUGAUUAUAAUAUUUUAACAUAUUGUGAACCUAUUGAGUGAUAAAAUUGUUAAAAUGGCAAAGAAAUCGGAUAAUACCGGCGGUAAGCUGGUCACAGUUUCUGUCGUCGGACUUUCUGGUACUGAGAAGGAGAAAGGGCAGCUCGGAGUCGGCAAGUCUUGCCUCUGCAACAGAUUCGUCCGUACACACGCCGAUGAUUACAACGUUGAUCACAUCUGCGUGUUGAGUCAGUCGGACUUCAGCGGGCGCGUGGUGAACAACGACCACUUUCUGUACUGGGGCAGCGUCUCCAAGGAGAAUGAUGACCAGGAGUACAGGUUCGAGAUCGUCGAGCAGACCGAGUUUGUGGACGAUGCUUGUUUUCAGCCGUUUAAAGUCGGCAAAACUGAGACGUACGUAAAGAGAUGCGUCGCCACAAAGCUUCAGUCUGCUGAAAAACUGAUGUACGUGUGUAAGAACCAGUUGGGGAUUGAGAAGGAGUAUGAUCAGAGACUGAUGCCUGAUGGGAAACUGUCUGUGGACGGUUUCCUGUGUGUCUAUGAUGUCAGUCUCGUGCCUGGACGGACUUGGGAGAAGCAGAACGAAGUCCUGGCAGCAAUACUCCAGAACAUUCUAAAGCUCAAGAAACCAGUGGUUCUGGUGACAUCGAAGAAUGAUGAGGCGUGCGAGCAGGGAGUCAGGGAGGCUGAGAGGCUGGUGCAGCGCAAGGAGUUUAAAGGCAGCAUCCCCAUCGUGGAGACAUCCAGCCACGAUAAUGUGAACGUGGACCAUGCGUUCUUCCUGCUUGCUCAGAUGAUUGACAAGUCUAAGGCUAGGAUUAAGGUGGCGAACUACGCAGAGGCUUUACGAAUAAGAAGAGAGACGCUAGACUUUGUCACCGAAGCCUUCACCCAGCUCAUUAGGAUGCAUGUGCAAGAUCAUAAGGAGAUGUGGUCGGCAGCUAGCAAGAGAUUGUGUCACUACCCGGAGUGGGUCAAGUUUGUCCAGCAGUUUGGAAACGAUGGGACACAAGUCGUGUUCCGUCGUCACAUUCGAAGACUGAAGGAGGAGCGCUCAGCCAAGAAACUCCGCAAGCAACUAGCCAAGCUUCCACAAGUACUGUCUAGAAUGCAGCUACCCACUGAAGACUUGCAGGAGAACGACUGGCCGAUGGUAGUCCGUCAGCUGCGCAGUCACCGCGACUUCUCCGUGUACUUCAGCGAGGGUCGGCACCAGGACUCCGGCUCCGAGUCUGGCUCUGAGCUGGACAGUCCACUCGCUAUUGAUACCACGCUACGGGUUGGUGAGCGAGCUAGAUACCAGACUUUGGGACAAUCGCAGAAGAUUCCUUACGAGAUCCUGGAGUCGAAUGAGGCAGCGGCCGUCUUCAAGACGUUCCUGCAUGAAGCGCAGGAGGAACAUCGGAACUAUGAAUGGUGCCAACAAUUCAAGCGUCUUCUAGAAGAGACAGGCUACGUGACUCCUGGCAAGCAGUUGUCGGAGGUCCGCGUGCUACUGAUGGGGCGCGAGUGUUACGAGGCACUCGCUGAGGACCAGCAGCAGAGGGUCUACGACCAGCAUCAGAGGCAGAUACAGCGGCGGGCUAAGGAUAACUUCCAGGAACUGCUACUAGAGCACGCCGACCUGUUCUAUCACUUCAAGAGCAUAUCUCCAACUGGGACGAUCACGCAGGAAGACAUCAAGGAGAUCACUGAUGUACUACAGGACGAUUUCAGGUACAAGAUGUUGGACCGCAUGGAGCAGGACCGCAAGUUGAUGUUGUUCCAGCACCUGGGGUUCGUGCACUGCCCCAUGCGGGAGCACUGCCCCGCCGGGGCCAACUGUCUCGACGCCACGCUGCCCGUCAUACUCAAUACUAGAGUCGGGUCUCUGACAUCGACGGGCGAGUCUCAGUGCCACGCGGGCCCGCCGGCCGCGCCCUGGGCGCUGACUACUGACUCCAACCAGAUCAACGUGAUUAUACUUGGCGUGGAAGGCAUAGCGGGCGAGUUCGGCAAGCGUCUGCUGGCGGGCUGCGACGCCGAGCGACGCGUCAACGUCGCGGGCCACAGCUGGCGCGUCGAGCAACGCGUGCGGACCGACGACUUCAGCGCGGAGACCACUUGUAUUGAUGACUUCGCUCCUAAUGGAUAUUUCUGCGUAUACCAAGAUCAAGAAUCGUUUGAGUACAUCCGAGGAUGUGCUGAGAAGACGCUGCUUUCUAGCUUAGAACAAGAAGACAAGUUACCGUUCCAGGGUUUGCCUUUAGUGGUGAUGUUCGUUCAAGACGAGGGUCUGGACAAGAAGGAGUUGACCAGGCUGCAAGAAGAAGGGCAGAAUCUGGCUGACAACCUUCACUGUUCCUACAUGGAAGCGUCAGUGAACGAGCUAGGAACUGAAGCGCUUACCUCGGACGCCGUGCAAGAGUUAGUCCGUGCCAACAGGGAGAAGGCGAGCUACGCGCAUCUCUACAGAGAUGUCAUUGUGUGCUUCGAUUCUGAUAUCAGGAUAAUGGUAUGCAUGUUCUGCGACGACCCGUACUCCCCGGAGCGCGUGCUGAGCCCGCUCCUGCUGCACCGCGCCUGCUUCCUCACCGGGGACCGCUCCAUCGUCAUCGAGACCUUCCUCGGGGACUCCAAGCGGAAAGUCGAGGUCAUCAUAUCAAGUUUCCAUGGAGCGAGUCAGUUCAGAGAGGAGUUGAUCCACGGCUUCAUCCUCAUCUAUUCGGCCAAGAGGAAGGCUAGCUUGGCUACUUUGAACGCCUUCUCAAUGAACAUACCGAACCUGCCCAUACAAAUGGUGGCGGUGACGGACGGAGGCGGUUCUGCCAGUACUUUCUUCGGCACGGACUUGGGUCACGCACUCAUCACCGAAGGAAAUGCCACGGCAGACAGACUGGCUGCCCACUUCACUACUUAUACUUCUAGUGCUGAAAACAAAUCGGCGUUCUACACGCCGUUCUUCAAGGAGGUGUGGGAGCGUAAGGGCGAGAUCGAGCGCGCCUUCCGCAUGGAGGCGCCGCACAACCUGCCCGACGUCGCCGCCGCGCGCCCCGCGCCGCCGCCCCGGAACCACUCCUACCAUCUCAACCACAUGCGUGAGCACAAGCUGACAAACUCGUUGGACCUGCUCAUCGGGCCCGACUCCCGCGCAGACAUCGACUCGGAGUACAGCGACACACUCAACAACUCCAAGAAUAGAGGAUUCCUGAAAGGUUUCAGCGUAUACCCCCCACCCAGCACGCCCCCAGAGCCGGCCCCACCAGACCACAGGAUGCACGCAGACUUAUCACCGGACCUCAACUGUUCGGAGGAUUCCCUCAGCACCCAUGAGUCAGACGGUGGCGGUCUAUGGCAGCCAGCUAGCUAUGGACAUAGAGCCUUCACGACGGGACGCACUCGACCUCACCAGCCGCCGCCCAGGGUACGGCAUUCGCAGACGUUGAAGCAACCAGGCAAGUUGGACAUGAACAACUACACGAUGGUAAGCGAUGCGCUACAGCACAUCACGAUCGGACCUCCCGCUCACUCCAGAUCCGAUAGAAAGACGCAGCGUACCGGUUGGACCCACUCCAGUGGCCAGCAAGGUGGCCACCACCACCAUCCGUCCGGAGUCAGCUCCGAGACCGAACUGGAUGCACAGUAUGCACAGAUAAAAGAAACGAACGAGUACAUGGAGGCGCCGUCGAUGAUGCGGUUACGGAGACAUCGGAGGCACGACAAGACUCCGCUACACCAGCCUUCAUUCUCCGAGACGGACAGUUCGGGUUCGAGCUCCGGGUCGGGCGGCGGUAGUGCGGGCGCCAGCCGGGCGCAUGUACGGCGCCGGCAUAACGCGCACCAUGCGCCUAGGCACUAUAAGAAACGAUCGUUAGGUAACUUGGUAGCGGUGCAGAGUCCCCGCGUGCCCAAGCUGGGAAUGUUCGUGGGACCGCCCGAGCUGCCCACUGGGUACAGGGCCAGGACGCAGGAGGAUAAAGCUGCGAGCGAGUCCAGUGAAGGCAGUUCGGACGGAGAGUCCCGGAGGCCUAGGCCUUUGCCCCCGCCGCCACACCACGAACCCACGCAUAAGAUAUUAUCAGGAGAAUACCCAUCAUCAGCUCAGGACAACUCCUCAUCGAGCGCAGCAGACACGCGGCGGCGUCAUCCCUUCAGCAAGCAUGAUCGUAGGCAUAAGGAAUUCUCAAAGAGCAAAGACUCAAAGAAGAAUGCGCCUCAGAUGAACAACACACAGAAUCCACAGAACUGGGGUCCACAGGGCGCGCACGGCAUCCCUCUGUUCGUGGAGAAGUGCGUGGAGUUCAUAGAGAGGGAGGGCCUGGCCUCCGAGGGACUGUACAGGGUGCCGGGGAACCGGGCGCAUGUCGAUAUGCUGUUCACCAAGUUUUAUGAAGAUCCUAAAAUAGAUUUAGAUUCCCUGGACAUACCUGUGAACGCGGUGGCGACUGCACUGAAAGAUUUCUUCUCGAAGAGAUUGCCGCCCCUACUCGACGAGGCUAGCAUGGCUCAGCUUGAGGAUAUCGCCAAGUCGUGUGUUCCAGCGAUGCGCGGGUGCUUCGCGGGCGGCGUGGAGCUGAAGGACCGCUCGUGGCGCCUGCUGGCACUGCGCUCCCUGCUGCACUCCGCGCUCACACCCCUCGCGCGGGCCACGCUCGACUAUCUACUGCACCACUUCGCCAGGGUGGCAGAUAACUCGAAGCUAAAUUCAAUGGAUAGCAAGAACCUGGCGAUCUGCUGGUGGCCGACCCUCCUUCCGGUGCAGUUCUCGGACAUGGGGCGGUUCGAGAUGACCAGGCCGUACCUCGAGGACAUCGUGCAGACCAUGAUCGACCAACACCCCUUUCUGUUCCGGGGGCAAGAGGCUUUUGUUAUGGUGUGAGGACAGUGUGAACCCACAAUGCAGGUUGCAUUCGUGAUGGACGACGUUUGACGUCGCCGCGCCGCGGUCGGUGACCGGCGCCGUACUGCCGCCGACGGGCCCCGCUUACCAUACGAUAUAUAGCGCGUAAGUUAAAGCUACUAUAUGUACUGUGUGACGUGGACGUGGAACGUGACGUCACAACCAUGACGUCACAAUCCACACACACACCCACACACACGAUAUUGCGAUUAUUCAAAUUGAACCUUAAGUAAUCGCAAUAACGUCCCUUUAUUGGCAAGCUAUUGUUGUUCUAAAAUGUAGGUUUUUACUAUAUAUAAAUAUGUCUGUCGGUCGGUCGGUAUUCAGUAUGAUUAUUAAUAUUAGACGGAUAAUGUUUAUUUUUCCAUGCGAAUUCUCAUAUCAGUGACGCUUAGUGAUCGCGUAUCGACGUUGCUUGCAUUAUAAAUAUUAAUUUCCUCCCAUUAUUUUACAUAACGAGUAAUUAUUAUAUAGAAGUUAUCCAAUUAUAAACGCAUUUGUAUAGUUGUAAGUGGAAAUGCACAAAAAAGUAUUUAAACGAAAAUGUUUUUUAAAUAUAAGGUAACACUGGUAUGAUAUUUAAACAAUUUAUAUUUGUAAUCUAUUAAUGGCAACACCAUGUAUUAAGCACAUUCCGUUCAAAAAAUAUUAAGUGUUAAUAAUUAUUGGAAUAAUUAAAUAAUUAUAGUUAUCCUACCCCGGUUUGUAUAUGUCGUAUAAAGAAAUGCUUGAGGGCGCUUGUUUUUUUGAAAUAUUUUUAUAUGGCAACAUUUUUGUGGUGACGUCACGUGUCUCUUGUGUGUAUUGGCUGGUUUUAGCCGACUUAAAAGUAGGAGGUAUUGUAUUUAAAUUAAAUAAACCCAAAUACCCAAUCCCCGAUUAGGUGAAAAUAGUGAUUUCUUUAAAUUAAUGCAGCUAAAGGAGUAAAUCCAAGAGGCACUUAUAGUUUUAAUAAUAAUAACCAAAUUUUUACUUUUUUAUUUAUAUAAAAAAAGAAAACGCUUACCUUAUUUGUUUUAUUAAUACUUUUUCUUUAUUGUAAAUCUUGCCAUAAAUUGCCGCUAAAAUUGUAAACAGUAUUUUUUUAUAUGGAAAAUGUAGUAAUUACAAAAAUAUAAAGUUGAUACAAUGAACGGUGACGAGUUAUUUUAAUAAUAAGUCUUAUGACAUGAAUUAUAAAGUUCAAAAUUGAGCAUCACAUUUUAUUUCACACUCAUUGCAAUAUAAAAUCAUAAUAAUUGUUCCACUUUAUUUGUUUUUUAAAUGUGUCCGGUAUAUGGCAAUAGGCUCACUACCUAUUACAUGGGACUUAUAACGUAAAUUGUGAAAAGUGGGUGUACAUUGUACAGUGGCAUUACGUACCAUAAUGUGCACCUCUGCCUACCCCUUCGGGGAUUAAAGUAUGUAUGAACUUUAUUUGUCAAUGUAAAAUCUUUUACCGUGAUUUGUAUCAACUUUUCAAGCAAUUUUGAACCUAAAAGGCAGCUUUUUUUCUUAAUUUUCGAGACUGAUACCAGUUAGUUCCUUAACACUGAAUCCAAAAGGCGCACUUAAUUUUUAAAAAUAUUAAUUAAAAUUAAAAUGUUUGUUAGCGUGUCGUUUUUUGUAAUUAUUUGUUUUAAAUACCAAUGUUUCAAAAUGGGAUGUUUUUUAUAUAAAUUACUGGUUCCUGCCAAAGGCUUAUGUGCAAUAAUAGCCUAUGUCCAUACCAUCAGGUGAUAAGGUUGCUCAUAUCCCUAUGCUUUAAAAAAUCUCAGUUUCUAUACGUCUUUCUGAACAAACAGAAAGCAGAUACAGCACGGUUGGCGCGGUGACUGGGCAAUAUGCUGCCGCGCAACGUGUAGCGGGUUCUAUACCCGCACGGAACAACUCUUUGUGUGAUCCACAAAUUGUUGUUUCGGGUCUGGGUGUCAUGUGUAUGUGAACUUUGUAUGUUUGUAAACGCACCUACGACACAGGAGAAAAUACGUGUGGGGCAGGGUUUUUUUAAAUACAUUUUUUAUUAACAUAUAUUAAUCCGAUUAAAUUGAAAUUACAGAGAACCACUUACUAAGAUCCUUUCUUUACAUACUUCAAUGGCUUCUAUCACAUUCUGGUAAUAUAACUACGUCUAAUACAUAAGCAUUGGUAUUUAACUCGAAUAAAAAUAAGAAAACGUAUAGCUGAUGGCCUAUUUUAUAUGUUAAGUGUUAGACUGACGUAGUGUAAACGUGUAUCUCAUUAUUUUAACACUUGAAUAUGUCUAUACGGUCCGUAUAAUGCUUGGCUUGUUUCCAUAACAGCCAACAAUGGGAGCUACCGUCUUUUGCUCACUAGAUGGCGUUAAUCUAAAAAAGGUCAGUUUCUCCAAUCACUGUAGCUGUCAGAAAUUGAACGACCAAUGGUGUGAAGCUAGCUGAUUCACUAUUGGAUGAUUAACGAGGCACACUAGUGCCAUCUAGUGAGCAAGAAUGGUAUGUCUCAUGUAGUACGGACUUUUAUAUCUUCCAUAUUUCCAAACUAAUCUUAUGAAAUUAAUUAUAAUUUCAUUUGUGUCGUAAUGUAUGUAUGUAUGAGUCAGUAGUUUAAAAGUCGAAAGUCGACAUUUUCGAGUUGCGUAGUAGGAAAGUUUUAUUCUGCGUAUCGUAUCUAGGGGUGUUUUUUAAGGGUUGGACUGUUGACGCGAUUUUGGAAGCUUAAUUGUUGAAGAUGUCUUAAAAAUACCCCCCUUUUUGAGAGGAUACGGAACCUUCACGAGUGAAACUCGGUACUUUCGAAUGUAUAUUAAAGAAAAGUUUUGUUCUUACAAUACGACGAUUAGUUUUUAUAAUGUUCUUAUGCCAUUAGUGAGUAAGGAUGUAUGUGCACUUUAUAUGUUUGUUUCGUUUCUUCACUAAAUUAUGGCGGAGAACUUAUUUUGUAUGUAUCCCAUGUAUUGCUAUUGUAACGUGAAUCGCUUAAGUAUUUUUCAGUGUUUCAAGUACAUUGUUGUAUUCGUAAUGUAUUUUUUUAAUUGAAUAGUAUGAAUGUAAUAGCUAUUGGUCCAGAUAAUUGGCAUUUGAAAACGAACCUAAAAAAAUUUAAGCCAAAUCUUUCCACUAGUGUAUUUGUGUGGUUAAUGCCACGAUAUGAUAAUAGAUGGCGUGUUUCUAUAAAACAUUUGAAUGCCAAUCAGCUGUCAAAAUGAGUCUUCUACCUUAUUUCGCGUCUAAGUCUUCGACUAUUAUGAACUCUGUUACGUAUGUAUUAAGGUAGAUAUUACUCGAUUCCAUUACGUUGAUUUGCAAGAGCAAUUUCGGAUUUGUAUUAAGCAUCGCGAGUAAAGUAUAAUGAUGUAACUAUUUAAUAAGUAUAUUUAAUAUAUUAGGUGUCUUCAUUAAGCAUAGUUAAGAAUGUACGUAAGUUUUUAACGAUAUAAUGUCAUUAUAUGACUGUCUCACUCGCACGUACGCGAGGGGUGCGCGGUCGCGAGUGUGCGAGGGAGACAGGAAUCAUGUCCAUUAGGGGAAUGAUGUGAGGGAAUUUUUUAUAUUUUACUAUGAAUCGAAAAAGACAUAGAGCCUACCUGUGUUUAAAUAUUAUUUUUCUAGAAUUUUUCGCUUCCCCUGUAGAUCUCACUGGCGGUGUUACACCCUAUAUAUUUUAAAAAGUUAUUUUUUAAUGUAAAAUUUCCCCUAAUGUUAUUUCGAGAAAAAAAAAUGCAAUUUCUAUAUAAAUAUUCGAUGUAAAUAUUGUACAUUCGUUCAUUUUUUUAUUUUUAUUAUUAUUUUUUGCUUAAUUUAUUUAUUGAGAUAUUUUUUUAUCAAAGAGUUUUUAUAGCCAUAUAUUUGUUACUCCAUGCAAUAUUAUGAGUGUUUUUCUUUAAGUUGUAACAUUUAUUUUUUUAAUUUUAUCCUUUUUUUCAUUUUGUGCACAAUUUGUUUAUAUUUUUUUAAAGAAAAUUUCUUGAACGUGCCAUUUUAUGUUGAACGUGCGGUGAUUUCGGAGAUUCCUAAUAACUUGUUUUGGUAGAAAAUUCUUUUUGUUUUAUUUCCUGUAGGUUCUCGAAUGUUCUACAGUAGAAAUUCAAUGUACGCUUGGCUCUGUGGCCCGUCGUCGCCUGUCCGGCCUCUCGGUCGGAUGGUACGUGAAGAAUGCUUGUAUAGGUUAAAUGAUAAGAUUGUAUCGAAUAAUCUUUACUCAGAAUUCGAGUGAGGAUAGUAAGGUGCGUUCUGCCAUUGAUAUUAUUAUUAAACAGUAUUAUGGUGCAUUUAAAUUGAAUCUUCGGUGACUGUGUUUAAGGUUUAAGUUAGAAAUUCGACUGUCAUUAUUUAUUAUGAGACUACGAAUAUAGAAUUCGUCGUCUCAAUAUCUACACAAAUUAAGUUUUAUAUUUAACGUUCCCAUAGAAUAAAAGAAAGUAUGUUAUUUGCUAUACCAGACGAUAAUCUACCCCUGUUCGAAAUUUUAUCUCGAUCCCUUCAGCAGUUUUGACGUUAUUGAGUAACAAACAUAAUAAAUACACAAACACAUAAGCUCAUACUUUCGCAUUUAUAAUAUUAGUAAGAUGGGUGUUACAAAAGAGAAAUCAGUCCCACAUCCUUAAUAAAAUUUUGUAUUCUAGACUAUUCUUUACGAAUCCAAGUAUUUGCAAUAAACAGACGCACCUUACACUAAUGAUAGUAGAGUGAUCAAUGUUGUGAUAUAACUGUGGUGAUGUGGUGAUGUGGUGGUGAUGACCAGGCGCCCACGGGCCGCACGGCGUCCGUUUUGCUAUGCGUCUCAAUUACUGUAAAACGACUCAAAAGGAAUGUGUCAUAUUUUAUAAUAAAUAAUCAUCUAUGUAAUGAA